AUGCCUUCUAAUGCAUCUAUUUUACAUUUACUAGUUACUAGUUUGAUAUAUUUAUUUACACAAUAUCGAAAAUGUUAUUCAUUUACUGCAAUAUCUUCAACACUAUCACCAUCUUCAUCAUUAUUACAUGAAGGUGCAAUAAAUAUUACUGUCCAUAUGUCUGAUGAACAACGUCUUUUUUAUACAAUAAUGACAGGUUAUGAAAAAGCAAUAAGACCAUUGAAAAAGUCAUCUGAAGCUGUUGUUGUUAAACUUGGUAUUUCACUGACACAAAUUUUAGAUGUAGAUGAACGAAAUCAAAUAAUGACAACUAAUAUUUGGCUUGAUCAGGAAUGGAAUGAUGCAUUUUUAAAAUGGAAUCCAAAAGAUUUUGGUGGUUUAAAAAAAAUACGUAUACCUUGUCGUCUUAUUUGGUUACCUGAUAUUGUACUAUAUAAUUCUGCAGAUGAUUAUACACAAGGAUAUAUGCAAUCAUUAGCAAUGAUUGAUUAUAAUGGUACUGUUUUUUGGCCACCUAUUGUUAAAUUUCGAUCGACUUGUAAAAUAGAUAUUACUUGGUUUCCUUUUGAUGAUCAAUUAUGUUUUUUAAAAUUUGGUUCAUGGACAUACGAUUCUACACAACUUAUAUUAACAAAUCGAUCAGAAAAUGUUGAUAUGGAUAAUUAUAUUGAUAAUGGUGAAUGGAAAUUAUUAACAUCAUGGACAGUUCUUUCAACAUUAACAUAUCCAUGUUGUGCAGAAGGAUAUCAUGAUUUAAAAUUUUAUUUUCAUAUACGUCGUCGAACAUUAUAUUAUAUAUAUAAUGUUAUAAUUCCAUGUAUAAUGUUAUCUGGAUUAACAUGUUUAACAUUUUAUUUACCAACAGAAUCAGGUGAAAAAGUUUCAUUAGAAUGUAAACGUCUUCUUUAUGAACUUAAUCAUUUUAUUCUUCGUCCAAAUGAAACACGUGAAGAAGAUACUAUUAUACGUGAUUGGCAAAAUGUAGCCUUGGUUAUUGAUCGUUGUCUUUUUUAUACAUAUCUUUUAUUAACAACAAUAAUAACAGUUUUAACAUUACUUUUAGCACCAUUAUUAAAACCUAUUCCGACACCACCAACAUAUUUUCGAUUAAAUAUAACAAAAGAAUAA
Molecule: messenger RNA, 1128 nt
Organism: Rotaria sordida
Lineage: Eukaryota; Metazoa; Rotifera; Eurotatoria; Philodinida; Philodinidae
Source: the annotation of a GenBank genome assembly